Messenger RNA from Anolis sagrei ordinatus, 1727 nucleotides. The record is from RefSeq and is a predicted model, not a curated record. NCBI's taxonomy places the organism in Eukaryota, Metazoa, Chordata, Lepidosauria, Squamata, Anolidae.
AGCACCACUUGUUAAACUUGAUAAAAAAGUAAAUGAUUUGCCAGGGGCAACCUAUAACUUGGUCUCGUGCAUUUGUACAAAAUAUAAGUAACACCUAUUUUAAUUGUGUUAAGCCAUAUUGCAACCUUCAUUGCAGGUGCUACAGAAAACUGCUUCCUGGAGAAAUGGAUUGGAUACAUCCAAUUACAAUAUUUUUCUUAAUUGCCCUUAUAAUUUUGCUGGUUUUAAAAAUGGGCCAUUUCUGGAAUUACAGUUCCCGAAAUCCUCUACCAGGUCCCAAGCCUUUACCAAUUAUUGGAAAUCUUCAUAUAAUAGAUCGGGAGAGGCCUCACAGAACAAUGCUGAAGUUGUCAAAAGUUUAUGGCCCCAUCUUCAGGAUCCAAAUGGGAUUCCAGAAAAUGGUAGUGUUGAGUGGGUAUGAGAUGGUGAAAGAGGCGCUGGUGAACCAGGCUGAUGCAUUGGCUGAGAGGCCCAUCACCCCAAUAUUUGAAGAAUUUACAAAUGGCCUUGGUAUUACUUUUUCGCAUGGUGAGAACUGGAAAGUGAUGCGGAGGUUCACCUUAUCCACACUUCGGGACUAUGGAAUGGGCAAGAGAACCAUAGAGGAUAAAAUUGUUGAAGAGUGCAAUGUCCUGACAAAGAAACUGGAAUCUUAUAAAGGGAAACCACUUGAGACAACUGCAAUCAUGAAUGCAGCUGUUGCCAACAUUAUAGUAGCCAUACUACUUGGAAGGCGAUACGAAUAUGAAGAUCCCAAAUUUCGAAGAUUACUGGAGUUAAUCAAUGAAAAUGUCCGGGUUGCGGGAAGCCCCUCAGUCCUGUUCUACAACAUGUUUCCUGCUCUCGGUUUCCUUUCUGGUGGUCGAAAAAUUAUCCUUGAUAACAAAGAGGAGUUUUUGGCUUUCAUAGAGGCUACAUUCAUAGAACACCUCAAAGAGUUGGAUGAAAAUGACCAGCGGAGCUUUAUUGAUACCUUUCUUGUCCGGCAGAAAGAGGAGAAGAGCAACAAUGUUAAUGGAUAUUUCCAUAAUGAAAAUCUAAAAACUCUUGUGGCUAAUUUAUUUACUGCUGGCAUGGACACCACUUCCACCACCUUGCGCUGGGCCCUUUUGCUCAUGAUGAAGCACCCAGAAGUUCAGCUCCAAGAAGAAAUUGCUGUCACUAUUGGGUCUGCCCAGCCACGGUCUGAACACCGAAAAGAAAUGCCAUACACAGAUGCAGUAAUUCAUGAAGUUCAAAGAUAUGCUAAUAUUAUCCCAACCAACUUGCCACAUGCAACUACUCAGGAUAUUACUCUUAAAGGCUACUUCAUCCCAAAGGGUACCCACAUCGUUCCAUUACUGUCCUCUGUGCUCCACGAUGAUUCUCAAUGGGAGAAACCACUUAAAUUCUAUCCUGAGCAUUUUCUCGAUCCUGAAGGGAACUUUGUUAAGAGAGAUGCCUUCAUGCCUUUCUCUGCAGGUCGGAGGCAAUGUGCAGGCGAGACCCUUGCCAAAAUGGAGCUUUUCCUGUUCUUUACAACUAUUAUGCAGAGAUUCACCAUCCAGCCAGCCCCUGGCACCUCUAGGGAAGACCUGGACCUUACCCCUUCAAUUGGGUUUACAACACCCCCAAUGCCUUUUGAUGUCUGUGCUGUGCCCCGUUGAGAAGGCUCAAGCCUGCUAUGGGUCCAUUUAAACAUUUCUUCUGCUGUCUUAUUAACCAAUAAAAUCUGACUUUAUAAACUA